ACAGAGCUUUCAAAAAAAAAUUAUAUUUUUUCCCCAACGGAUCUCUGGCGUUUAGUACAGAACCAAGCCAAACAAAAAGCUCUCUCCUUUAUCUCUCUCUCUCUCUCUGUUUCUGUGUUCGUAGAUUGCUGUUUCCUUAAUCAAAUAUGAUCUCAUUGAACCUAUCAGCUUCCCUGAAUCCGGGUCUGACCCGUACCCGUCAAAACCCUACCCGUAUCUCUCCUCUCCACGCCGCCGCCGCCGAUAAACCCAUCAGCUGCAGAUACCAAUUAGGGUUCCCACAGAUCCCCAAUCUCCAGAUUCGCCAAAAAACCUUCCUUUCACCACUCACCAAACGACCCAGAUCCGUCUCCGCCGCCGCCUCCUCCGCCGAGGCCAAUCCAGAGCCCGAGUCCGAGGAAGCUGCGGCGAAGAAUAAGAAGGCGAAGAGCCUCCAGCUAGGGAUAGUGUUCGGUCUCUGGUACUUCCAGAACAUCGUCUUCAACAUCUUCAACAAGAAGGCACUCAACGUCUUCCCUUACCCCUGGCUCCUCGCUUCCUUCCAGCUCUUCGCCGGCUCCGUCUGGAUGCUCGUCCUCUGGUCCUUCAAGCUCUACCCUUGCCCCAAAAUCUCCAAACCCUUCGUCGUCGCUCUCCUCGGACCAGCCCUGUUCCACACCGUCGGACACAUCUCCGCUUGCGUCUCCUUCUCCAAAGUCGCCGUCUCCUUCACCCACGUGAUCAAAUCCGCCGAGCCAGUCUUCUCUGUCAUCUUCUCCUCUUUCUUGGGAGACACGUAUCCUUUAGCUGUGUGGCUAUCGAUUCUCCCCAUCGUCAUGGGUUGCUCUUUAGCUGCGGUCACUGAAGUUUCCUUCAACUUGGGAGGACUCUCUGGAGCUAUGAUCAGUAACGUUGGUUUCGUCUUGAGGAACAUUUACUCUAAACGAAGUUUACAGAGCUUCAAAGAGAUAGACGGGUUGAAUCUCUACGGUUGCAUCAGUAUCCUCUCUCUGUUUUAUCUGUUCCCCGUGGCGGUUUUCGUCGAAGGGUCGUCGCACUGGGUUCAGGGCUACCAUAAAGCCAUUGCUUCCGUUGGUAAGCCGUCCACGUUUUACGUUUGGGUGUUGCUCUCUGGCGUAUUCUACCAUCUGUACAACCAGUCUUCUUACCAGGCCCUCGACGAGAUCAGUCCUUUGACUUUCUCUGUUGGGAACACGAUGAAGAGGGUGGUGGUGAUCGUCUCCUCGGUUUUGGUGUUUAGGAACCCUGUUAGGCUUCUGAAUGCUCUUGGUUCGGCUAUCGCGAUUUUCGGUACUUUCUUGUACUCUCAGGCUACUGCUAAGAAGAAGAAGAUUGAGGUUGAGGCUGGAGAUGGUGAUAAGAAGGACUAAGAUGGCUACUCCAAGCUUUUGAUUACUAUUCCUCGGUUUUGUUGUUUUUCAUUUCUGUUAAAGACUCUUUUAGUUGCUACUUGGUUCUGGUCUGAUUCUGAGAUGAGUUAAAACUUAUUAAUCAUAAAACCAGUUUCUUCCUAAUACAA
Molecule: messenger RNA, 1519 nt
Organism: Raphanus sativus (radish)
Lineage: Eukaryota; Viridiplantae; Streptophyta; Magnoliopsida; Brassicales; Brassicaceae
Product: xylulose 5-phosphate/phosphate translocator, chloroplastic
Exons: 1
Coding region: 147-1370 (407 amino acids)
Biological process (GO): transmembrane transport
Cellular component (GO): Golgi apparatus; membrane
Molecular function (GO): antiporter activity; triose-phosphate transmembrane transporter activity; phosphoglycerate transmembrane transporter activity
Source: RefSeq, a predicted model, not a curated record